Messenger RNA from Anolis sagrei ordinatus, 3390 nucleotides. NCBI's taxonomy places the organism in Eukaryota, Metazoa, Chordata, Lepidosauria, Squamata, Anolidae. The record is from RefSeq and is a predicted model, not a curated record.
CCAAAGAAGGAGCCUCCACCACACUCCGGGGCAGAGAGUUCCACCGCUGAACGGCUCUCACAGUCAGGAAGUUCUUCCUCAUGUUCAGGUGGGAUCUCCUCUCUUGUAGUUUGAAGCCAUUGUUCCCUUGCGUCCUAGUCUCCUGGGAAGCAGAAAGGAAGCCUGCUCCCUCCUCCCUGUGGCUUCCUCUCUCAUAUUAAUACAUGGCUCUCAUCAUAUGUCCUCUCAGCCUUCUCUUCUUCAGGCUAAACAUGCCCAGCUCCUUAAGCCGCUCCUCAUAGGGCUUGUUCUCCAGACCCUUGAUCAUUUGAGUCGCCCUCCUCUGGACACAUUCCAGCUUGUCAAUAUCUCUCUUGAAUUGUGGUGCCCAGAAUUGGACACAAUAUUCCAGGUGUGGUCUAACCAAAGCAGAAUGGAGCAUGGGGAGCAUUACUUUUUUCUCUUCUUGAAGAUUGGGACCACAUUGGCCCUCCUCCAGUCUGCUGGAACUUCUCCCAUUCUCCAAGAACUCUCAAAGAUGGUUGCCAAUGGUUCCGAAAUGACUUCCGCUAGUUCCUUCAAUAAAUGCUCCCCAUUGUUCCAGGUUGUCUCUGGUGUGUUUAUGACAGAGCCAGCCUGGGAGGGGUCAAGCUGGGAGGGCCAAGAGGGUCUUGGCAUGGAGUCUGGCUGGGAGAAGGCGGGGUGCCUGUGCCCGGUGGUGAUAGGCCCAUGGCUGAGUUGGAUGUGGCAAAGUCUCAAGCUGGUCAUUGGCUCACGGCACAAUUGCAUUGCCACAUCAGGUCCUCAGACCGGUACAUCGAUGACCGCCUUGUGAGGCCAUGAAGCAGCUUUGCAUGGAUCAGCCAUGGGUCGUGCAGGACUGCUCUUGUUCUGGGACCCAACCCCCUUUGUAACCACCCUUCUUGGCCUUCCUUCGAGGCCGAGAGAGUGUGAUCUCUGAGGGUCAACCAAGGAAGCAGAGACGUGUGCCGGGCAGCUUGCCAGGCAGGGAUGGCAGCAAACACUCUUCCCCGCCAGCGGGACAGGGUCCUGACCCUAGAGUCCAUGAAUCCUUGCAUUAAGAGGAUGGAGUACGAUGUCCGGGGGCCCAUCAUCACCCGCGCCGUCCAGCUGGAGAAGGAGCUACAGCAGGGAGUAAAGAAGCCCUUCUCGGAGGUCAUCCAUGUCAACGUUGGGGAUGCCCAAGCCAUGGAGCAGAAGCCCAUCACCUUCUUCCGACAGGCCAGUGCCCUUUGCACGUACCCCGAGCUCUUGAAGGACCCCAACUUCCCAGAGGAUGCCAAGGAGAAAGCGCGGAGGUUGCUGUCUGCAUGUGGCGGAGGCAGCAUCGGGGCCUACAGCACCAGCUCGGGUAUUCACCUCAUCCGCCAAGACGUGGCCCGCUUCAUCGAACGCCGCGACGGGGGCAUUUCCUCCAAUCCAGAAAACAUCUUCCUUUCCACCGGUGCCACCAAUGCCAUUGUGACGGUCCUGAAGAUGCUGGUCUCUGGAGAGGGCCGCUCACGCAUGGGGGUCCUGAUCCCCAUCCCAGAAUACCCGCUCUACUCGGCCGCUUUGGCGAAGCUCAAUGCCGUGCAGGUCAACUACUACUUGGAUGAGGAGAAGAGCUGGGACUUGGACAUUGGGGAGCUGCGGAGGGCCCUGCGCCAGGCCCAGGAGCAUUGCCGCCCAAAGGUCCUCUGCAUCAUCAACCCCGGGAACCCCACCGGAAGUGUCCAAAGCCGGAAGUGCAUUGAAGAUGUCAUCCGCUUCGCAUGGGAGGAGCACCUCUUCCUCCUAGCUGAUGAGGUUUACCAGGACAACGUCUACGCCGAGGGCUCCCAGUUCCACUCCUUCAAGAAGGUGCUCUUUGAGAUGGGGCCCAAGUAUUCCGACAGCCUGGAGCUGGCCUCCUUCCACUCCAUUUCCAAGGGCUUCAUGGGAGAGUGCGGCUUCCGCGGAGGUUACAUGGAGAUUGUCAACAUGGACCCCGCUGCCCAGCAGCAGCUGAUCAAGCUGACCUCGGUCUCGCUGUAUCCUCCUGUGAUAGGGCAGAUCCUGCUUGGCCUGGUGGUCAACCAGCCCCAGCCAGGAGACCCUUCUUACCAACAGUUCAUUCAGGAGAAGCAGAUGGUGCUGAGCACUUUGGCCAAAAAGGCCCGGCUGACCGAGCAGACCUUCAACAAAGCCCCCGGGAUCCACUGCAACCCCAUCCACGGAGCCAUGUACGCCUUCCCUUGCAUGCAGCUCCCUCCUGAGGCCAUCCAGGAAGCAAAGGCACAAGGCCAGGCUCCGGACAUGUUCUUCUGCCUCCGGCUUCUGGAGGAGACUGGGAUCUGCGUCCUUCCUGGGAGCUGCUUUGGACAGAAAGAAGGGACCUUCCACUUCAGAAUGACCAUCUUGCCUCCGAUGGAAAAACUGGAGGUCGUCUUGCAGAAGCUGUGCCAAUUCCACGCCAAGUUCACUCAGGAAUAUUCACAGCCCCAGGACCAAAAUGAGGCACCGAGGACAGCCAAGAAGGCCGGCCAGUAGUGGCCCAACAGUGUUGGCAUGGGAGUUUGGACCCGAACUCUGUGCCCGAGUCAUCUCUCACCUUUAAAGAUUCUCGCAGGAGGCAUGUGCCUGUUGGCUGGACAUUUGACCCAGAAAGGCACUGCCAGGACCAGCUCCAUCAUCCACUUCUGAGCUCCAUUGUCCACUUCUCAUGGGGACCCUUUUGGCCACAGCAGAGGCCGUUGCCUGCCCCGGUGUCCACAGAACAAUCCAUCCAUCUUUCCUCCUAUUCCUCCCUGGUUAUCUCUCUAUCCCAUUUAGAGGUUCAAGAUGGGGACACAUGGCAAUGGCUCUGUGUGUCUGUCUAUAUAUGUUGAGUGUCUAUGGCAUCGAAUGUUUGCCAUGUAUGUGUGCAUUGUGAACUGUGACGGCGCGAGUGGUGCCACCUAUAUGUAGAACUGUAAGUUGCAGGAUUUGAACUGUUGUAUCAUGCCUGAUUUUGCCUUUUUACCCUGUAAAUGUAUAGUUGGAUUGAUUGGUUAUUUAUAGCUGUCAAUCAAUGUUGUUUGCACCAGUUGAAUUGCUCCUCCUGCUCAAUUGUUUGACCCCACCUCUUCCUAGAGAGCAGGACAGUGUUUCCUUUUCCAUUCCAUCAAACUUUCUAUCAGAUGGACGUGAGAGAGAGACUUGGCUCUGAAGCCCUUGAUUAAGUUACCUCUCAGCACCAAUUCUGAGGUUCUUACCCUUGAGACUUAUGCUUCAUGUUCAGACCAACCUGAACGACGUUGGGAAGUCUCAAGUGCCUUCAAACCAGUUCUUUUGGCACCAGAGGAAGACCCUGUGUCUUCAAACAUAGGCCAUUUGGACUGGGGUUGUGGAUUGCUCCGGCAUUCACAGCCAUUGAGAAAGAGGGACCUG